AUGGGCGAUCAAGGAGACUCAAGCGCUUCUGCUCAACCUAGCCAUGAGAACAUUUCCAUGGCAAAUGUGAGAGAUAAGGAAACAGCGGAAAGACCGACCGAGCAACCGGCGGAGAACAAUGCUCAGGCAAAGGCAAAAGAAAGGAUGGAAAGGUUCAAGGCUCUCAAGGCUCGCGCAAAAAAUUCCGCUGAGCGAAACCUGAAGGACGCCGCUGCCGAAUCCCAAAGACUUGCGACUGAUCCCAAGCUUCUCACCUCCUUAUCACGAAAGCAAGCUAUUGCGUCGCAUAAUCUCUUGAAAGCAGAUACCGAGGCUUCUGGUGAAGAUUUCGAGCGCAAGCGAGCCUGGGACUGGACUGUAGAGGAAUCAGAGAAAUGGGAUCGAAGGAUGGAGAAAAAGCAGCGGCAUCGGGGGCAAGUUGCUUUCCAGGACUAUCGCCAGGAAGCAAAUAAGGUGUACAAACGCCAGCUGCGAGAGAUGAAACCGGACGUUUCAAGUUACGACAAGCAGAAGACAGACGCCGUCCGAAAGGCUGCUCAGACCGGUGGCUUGGAAGUCGUCGAGACGGAAGACGGAGAACUUGUGGCUAUUGACCAGGACGGCACCUUCUACUCGACUGCUGAUAGCACCGAUUUUACCCAAAACAAACCCGACAAAGCUGCCGUGGAUCGCUUAGUCAACGAGAUGAGGAAGGCCGAGGAGGUGCAAAUGAAGAAGAGAAGAGACAGAGGUCGGGGAGACGAUGAUGGUGAUGUUACUUUCAUCAAUGAAAAGAACAAGCAGUUCAACCUCAAACUGGGUCGCUUCUACAACAAGUACACGGCAGAUAUUCGUGAUAGCUUUGAGCGGGGUACAGCUAUGUAA
Messenger RNA from Xylona heveae TC161, 864 nucleotides. Its product is annotated as SYF2-domain-containing protein. Lineage: Eukaryota; Fungi; Ascomycota; Xylonomycetes; Xylonales; Xylonaceae. The transcript has 3 exons. Bases 1 to 864 code for a protein of 287 amino acids. The record is from RefSeq and is a predicted model, not a curated record. Gene Ontology annotation, cellular component: Prp19 complex; catalytic step 2 spliceosome; post-mRNA release spliceosomal complex.